CCACGCGAGGUGACGCAUGGCCAGUAACUCCUGCAGUCCGUCGCUGCAGCAACCAUUAGUCAGGAGAACAGCCUCCAAAGUUAAGUAUCUCUUCAAGGACGCCGUAUCAUUCUCUUCUCUUGGACUAAGUGAUGCCUUUAUUGACGUUUAUUGUUCGUACCAGUUUGUAGUGUAGAGUGCGCGAUUCCGAUACGGAUGAUAUCAGGGACUUAACGUUUUAUCACGGCAAGACAGAAGAUAUAAUGAACUGCAACUACGUCCCGUUGGCUUUGGCUUACGUCUUGUUACUAUGCCUAGAAGCGGUCUUGACGAGAACAACCUAUAACAACCCAUAUGAUGAUGAAUAUCCAGAGGUGUACCAGUAUGAGCAAUUAUCAUUACCUGCAGAAUAUGUCGAGGAGCUUCCCGUGUCAAGGAACAACCUGCUAGACAUAUUCAAAUCCACGAGGAAACGAUCAAGGCAGGUGGCGAAGCGAUGCUAUUCGUCCCGAAACUGCUGCAAGACGACCGCCGAUUGUUGUCCAGGUUACACGUGCGGUGUGAACAUCUGGAACUGGAGCUGUUACGAGUGCAUCAAGAAAACCUGGGGACGUUAGACGGAUCAAAUCCGACAGUCUUCAUCACACAGACCGAGGGAGGUUCAGACGGCGAACGACGUUACACUGUCACUGAUGUGUGUUUUCUAUCAUGUUGGUCAUUUGAAAACAGAACCGCUUACAAUGUUCAUACUCCUAUCGUAGCAUGCAAUAAAGGAGUUCAUCAACAGAGAAAACUAGCUGAUGGUUCCAGAUAUGUCAGUGGCUUUUGAGACAUAACAAGUUAUAA
Lineus longissimus is the source of this 825-nucleotide messenger RNA. RefSeq lists its product as uncharacterized. NCBI's taxonomy places the organism in Eukaryota, Metazoa, Nemertea, Pilidiophora, Heteronemertea, Lineidae. The record is from RefSeq and is a predicted model, not a curated record. The transcript has 4 exons. Bases 243 to 596 code for a protein of 117 amino acids.